AUCCAUCCAUCCGUUCAGCAGUCUCUCCUAUCCCGGGCAGCUGCUCCUGCUGUGGGUGCUGCUGCUGCUGUGGCUCGUCUUUCUCCUCUUGCUCGUCGGUGUAUAGCGGCUGGCCCGGUGGGGGAGCGAAGGGGCCGGGAAGGGCUGGUGGGGAGACACCGCAGCUUGGUCCAUAGAAGGGGCGUCUUGCUCCUCUUGCUCGAUCCUUUCGUCCUCAUCCGGCUCCUCUUCCUCGCUGUCCUCGUAGGUGUCUACCGGCUGACCCUCAUAGCCCUCCCUCUCGCCACCAACAUCCUCAGGCUGAGGCGGGGGUGGGUAAUUCAGUGAGGCGACAGAUGCCGCUGCAGCAGCAGCAGCAGCAGCAGCAGGGUGUGGCACGGCAGGAGGCGCCACGAAUACAGAUGCGGCAAACUUCUCGGCUUCGUCAUCCUCUGCUUCCUCGUGGCCCUCUUCACUUUCCUCCUCGCUGCCCGACACUUCUUCCCAUCCACUUCUCGGCGCACCAGAGUACUGGAAGGGCGUGUCACUGACAAACGAACAGACGACACAAUGAAGGACAGUGAUUGGUUGGCAAGUAGGUGCCUAGGUAAGUCUUACGUGGAUUGCGAGCAUGCGGUGACAAGUUGUUGGUGCUGUUGGAGAGCCUGCUCUGCUUUCCCUGGAUCUACCUCAUGAGAAUAGACACGUUGAGUGGGGGUGUACAUGAGGGCUUUGACAUGAGCCGCCACGCUUUGCGCCAGGGGGGAUAGCGCGUUACCGCGAGUGCUAUAUCCACCCUCCAGAACCGACACUGAUGGAUUGAUACAUACACAAGCAAGGCGUGCAUCGCGAGUGUGGGCCUUCUGUUUCUGCUGGUCGUCGCCGGCCUACCAACUCUGGCAUUGCUGUUCUCGUUUGCGAUGGUCAUCAGCUUUUGGGUGGCCCACUCAUAGUCCCAUUCAGAUAAGAUGGACCGCCUGCCGCCGCCCAGGUCAUCUCUCUUAUGACCAUCGAAGCCCGCUGAGAUGAAGAUAAUGUCUAUACACCACACAGAGGCGGAAAAGAGGAAGAAUGAAAGACUUCCUGUCGUCGCUGUCUGUCUGUCUGUCUCUGUCUUUUGUCUGUCUGUCUCUUUGUCUUACCUGGUUUAAACUCCCUGAGUGGCUGCAGCACUUUGGUCUCAAAGUGAAGUCUGAACCCGAACACCUUUUCCCUUAAGGCAUGCGUCGUCCGCUCCUCCAGCCAGUGUCGCGCCAUCCUCUCUUCACCAGCAUUCUCCGCCUCCCCCUCAUCAGCGUUCCUCACCGCCCCCUCAGGCCGCUGUGGUGCAUCAAUCUCCUCAAGGCCGGCCAGCUUGCACAUCUCCGGCCGUCUCUGCUGGUCGUAGAUGUUGGUGCAGUGCCUGAUGGGCCGGAGGGGUACAUUGAUGACGGUAGGGGAGGGCCGAAGAGCUGGCGAGUCAACACGGUCGCUGCCGCCCUGCGCCUCAGGGAGGUCAUGGGUGGGGCCGCCAGUCCCAGGAUAGAAUUCCGUCGACGGAUCGUAGACUGAACAAAGAGCAAAAGGCACCGGAGACAGACCAAUCAGAUGGUGAUGCUGUGGCUUGCUUGUGCGCUGCGGUUACCAUGUAUCGAUGCGAAGAAAAGGUUGGAUGUAUCCGUCUCAUCAAGCCACAUCUGGACGGCGUCUUCCGUCAAAGUGAGGCCUUUAGCCUGCACAAACCGACCUGAACCAACUGGGAACGACACCUGCACACAUCCAUCGCAACAAGACGAGAUAGCGACGGAUACAGUGAGGGUCAAUGAAAUGUUCGUCCUGGCUACGAGGGAGGAUUGAGUUGAGCUCACCUGGUGUUGCCUGACACGUCUUCGGACGUUUCGCACGAUGAUCUCAGUUCCAUUGCCGUGGUGGACGUCGAAGUCCACGAUAGCUAUCCGCUCCACACCUACACAUACACUCACGCACAUACAUACAUACAUACGGGUGAUCACAAAAGUUGAGAAGCGUACCCCGCCUCCAGUGGAAUGCGCGGGCGUACGCGGCCCCGAUGGCCACAUUAUUGAGCAGGCAGAAGCCCUGGCUGCCCGUACUGCAUUCAGUGAUACAGGCACAAACAUCCAUCCAUUUGCCCAUUGUCUGUGGUUGGUAUUGAUUCAUACAUGCGGUCUUCGUCCUCUGUGUCCUCGACAUUAGCCCCUGCUGGACCCAAAUGAUGACCCGGCGGACGGACUGCACACAGCAAGCAAGGAGGAACAAACAAUUUGCAUUCAUCCACGAAUGGAUGGCAUGUCUCCUUGUACUGGCGCAAAAGGCAUUUCUGAUGUUGGUUGUUGGGUCCAUGACCUUAUCCACCUGUAUAUUACGGCACAUGACUUAAGUGAGCUUUAGCCUUUUAGGGGAAGUCUCUAACUAUAGCGUUCUGCAACAACCUACCGCAUCAAUGACCGCACCCGCAGCACACAUGGCCGCAUUGAGCGAGUGGGAGCUCAACGGAGUGUCUUUGUCGAAAUCUGCAUGAACAACCAUACAGCACACAGAGGAAAAUGUACGGUUGCCAAGGCUGUUGCUGUCGGUGUGUGCGGUGUGACAUUCUACCUGUCCGACCACCCAAGUGGUCACGAAGCUGCUGGGUGCUGACGGAUGAAGAAAAAGAGAAUAGGUGCGUAUGUUCAUUGCUUUCUUUACGUCUCCUCGCUGUUGAUGGCUUACGCUUUUUUGAGGCUGUCGACGUAUUUGAGUUCGUGCACGCGGAGGAUGUCUGCCAGACGGACGGGUGGCGGGUCACUGGUGAACACGGUGCUCUGGAAGUCGGCCGUGCGCAAGACACCGAGCUGCUCCUUCACCAACACCUGACGGCAGAUACAAUACUCAGUCAUUUGUCGCUGUCUGUCUGUCUGUCUGUCUGUGCUGUCUAUCUUACCUCCAUUCUUGUGGCAUUUUCCGGCGUGUCACUGAUUUGCUGAAGCCGCGUACUGGGGUCGUCCGACGGCUCGGGCAGCUCCAGAUGCUUGCUGCACACAAAUGCAUGCACCCAGAGCGACAGUCGAUAUAGCCGCAUCAUUUUAGGGGAGCUUACGGGCACUCUGGAUGGGUGAUGAUUGCAGUGCGGAGUUUGGUGGGGAUGCCCGACUCUGGGUUGCUCCCUGCCCCUUCCAGCAGCAGAGGGCCGUCCUGCCGCAAUUGGCACACCUUGGACUCGAUCAUUGACAUGAGACAAUCGGAGGCUCCCUUUCCAGCUGAUUGACCAGCUUCAGCUGCCCCUUGCUGCAAGACGCCAAUGACGUGGUCGAACUCAUCUUGGUAACCACAGUGCAGAGCUGCCUGGCGAAACUCAUCCAUCAUUUCCUGAACACAUACAUGUCCAACAACAGGAAUCACAGUGAGGGCGCCAAAUCAAAGUAUCUGCUCCUCACGGCCUCCACCUCCUGCUCGCGCAGGGCGAAGAGCAUCAACAAGGCCAUCAAACAACGCCACGCACCCCUGUUGACCACAAAUGGGUCAAUCAAGCAGUCAGUUGGCAUCCAUGAAAUAUUCACGUGCCAUGUGCCUCAUCAUCGUUAUCUUGCCUUUCGAUGGCUCUGAGUAUGUGCGCCUUCGUAACUUGGAUGCCUCCCCCCGUCACGAGCGCCUUGACGCACAUCCAUGCACCCGAUGUCCGCGAGUCAAUAGCGUAGUCAAGCGCCAGGUUGCCGUGGUAGUCCUGACAAACAGAACACGACACAACACAACACAAUCUCAUCUGAUCUGGCUUCAUGCACUUUGUUUUCAUACCGGUACGUCGGCCUCGACGUGCUUGAUCAAAAGUUCCACGAUGUCUGCGGCGCCGACCUGGGCAGCCCGGUGCAGGACAGUACAGCCGUUGUAGUCUCUGGCGUUGCACGAAGGGCUGGGGUGCUCGAAAGCGAUCAACAAUUGUAGGCACUUCAACACAUCGGCGCGGCACUCCUCGAACCCUGACAGAUACAUACACAGAUACGUGCACCCAGGCAAUUCAUGCCAGGUACCCGUGUCAUGUCAUUCCCUCCUUUUCUGACGCACCAGCCAUUGCCAGAGGAAGAAUGAUGGUGGGUAUGUUGUUGUAGCCCCCUUUCAGACUGAGAAUGUCCUCGUCCAGCCACUGGCACGCCCCCUUGCCCUUGCCCUUGCCCUUUCCCAGGCCGCCGCUGGUAUCGAUUUGGGCCGCACGAAGGACCUCUACUGCUGCGCCCAUGAGCGCCUCGAGAAACUUGGGCUUGGCGUGCAAUAGACACAACUUGGCCGGCGGCAGCUCAGCGCGGUCCGCACCGUCACCCACAAUUCCAAUACCUGCAAACAAACAGACGACGAAGAUAAGAAGACCCGUGUCUCUGUGAGUCGUGCUUUUUUCCCUUCCAUUAUGAGAUUGGUAAUGUGGCAGCCCGAGUGCUGUCUCGAAGUCCUCGAAGUUGUCGGAGUAUAUCGUGUCGCCGAGCUCUCGUCCGUGGAUGAAUCGAAGUUGUCUCGCGUGAGGAACUGGAGCACGAUGUCGUCCUCAGUGAUGCCACUGGCGGUGUCGUCGAAGAGUCUGCGGCCGGGUGGGGGAGGGAUGAGGCUGGGAAAGGGCUGGUGGGGAGGCAUCUCAUGUUCCAUGGGAGAGGUCUCCUCCUCCUCCUCCUCUUCCUUGAUGCUCUCGUCCUCCUCCUCCUCCUCCUCUUCCUCCUCUUCCUCCUCUUCCUCGAUGCUCUCGUCCUCCUCCAGCUCCUCUUCCACGUUGUCCUCGUGUGUGUCUGGCGGCUGGCCCUCAUAGCCCUCCCUCUCGCCACCCACAUCAGGCGGAGGCUUGUGCUCCUCCUCGCCCACAUCCUCCACCUGCUCAUCCUGGACAGCCUCGUCCACGAUCUCGCCACUCGGGUGGUCCACUACUGGCGCAGCCGCCUCGUACUCGACAUCCAUUAGAUUCUCCUCACUGGUGCCCACGUCUGCAUCCAUGUCCUGUUGGGGUGGGACUUCAGCAUAAGCCGCCUGGUUCAUCAUGCUUCCAGCAGCAGAGGGCGUGGGGGACGAUUGCGGCGGGGGAAGCGGGGGGGGCUCAUCGCAAUCGAAGAACUGCUCAGAAUGUUGCCUGCUGGCCAUCGGAGAGGAGAAGUUGUGACCCAUCUUUCUUCUGGAGCGAUG
Messenger RNA from Vitrella brassicaformis, 5112 nucleotides. Lineage: Eukaryota; Vitrellaceae. The record is from the annotation of a GenBank genome assembly.